Molecule: messenger RNA, 4170 nt
Organism: Gigantopelta aegis
Lineage: Eukaryota; Metazoa; Mollusca; Gastropoda; Neomphalida; Peltospiridae
Product: nuclear pore complex protein DDB_G0274915-like
Exons: 17
Coding region: 216-3308 (1030 amino acids)
Molecular function (GO): zinc ion binding
Source: RefSeq, a predicted model, not a curated record
UUUAUAUUUCAUUAAUAAAGUAACGUUCAUUAUAACUUUAUUUCGUGUUGUCAUUGUUAAUUAGAUGCAGUAUUCUAUAACGCGAAGAUCUAUGAAGAUUGGAACACCUGUGUGGGAGUAAUAUCCACAAUUACACGAGGGAUCCAUAGUGAGUCCACAGUGAUAUAUAUAUAUCUGCAAUUAAAGUACUACAGGCAUAUUUUAAUCUGCCUAAGAUGGCUGAAUCUGAAAGAAGAAAGACUAUCAUUCUGAAUGAACAGCUUGACCAUGAGCUGACCUGCACAGUUUGUGUGGAGUAUUUCAAGGACCCUGUCAUUCUUCCAUGUAGUCACAGCUUCUGCAUAACAUGUAUUAAAGGUAUUAUUCGUCACAGUGGUCAGCAAGUGCAAAGUUUUGACUGCCCUUUAUGUAGACAGAAGAUUCAUUUGAAAACGCCCAAUAUUACUGAUGACUUUCCAAAAAACCUUGCCUUGGAGAAUCUAGUGAAGCUGCAUACAGAGACCAGUAGCAGUUUCCCAGAUGAACUGUUUGAAAGUGUCCUACCUGAGCUGCAGUUUGACAAGAACUGUUAUAAACACAAUGAACCUCUCUGUCUGUUCUGCAGCACAUGCUCAAAUAUGGUGUGCUCAAAAUGUCUUGAAGUGGGACCUUGCUCAAAGCACCUGCCCAGACCACUGCAAGAUAUAUGCAAGCAACUAUUGGAGCGAUCAAUUGUAAACUUGUUUUAUUUGAAAGAACACCAACAUAAACUGCUGGAGGAAAACUAUAUGCUGGAGACUUACUGUACCGAAAUUGAUAAACAUGAACAACAUUUAAAAGCAACUCUGACCUCUGAGUGUGAAGAACUAAUGGCCCAACUGAAAAAGAAAUAUGACGUACUGAAGGAAAUCCUCCAUCUUGAAUGUGCUGACUUGAAGAAAGAUUGCACGAAAGAAAAACAAAGAUGUAUCUCAUCCCACUUACAGAUUAAAUCAGCAAUAGAAAUAUUUAAAGGGGCUGUCGAAGAGACAAAAGCAAUGCUUGGGCUUCUGCGUCUGGGGUAUUGUGAUGCUAAAAUGACUCAGUUGAGCAAAGCAUUUCAGGGUUCUGAACCUCUGCCAUCUUUGGACCUGCCUAGAUGGCGCACAGACCAUGAGAUUCCUGAAGCCAUCAGACGAAUAACUCUAAAGAAAGAAACUAAAUCACCUGCCUCUACUCGAGAUCCAGUUUUUUUCUCGACCUGUCCUACUUCUAAUUAUGAAUCCAGGACUCCUUCAACUAUGUUUUUAUCAGCCACUUCUGAAAUUAAAAGUCAAAUCAAAGUACCGGUUAUAUUCCUUGAUCAGGUUAAUGAAAAUCCAACACAGGUUAUUGUAUCUGACCAGCCUCAACAUAACUUCCAGUUUAGUCACCCUGCAUGUUAUGAAGUGAGACCAGAAAGAGUUCAGUGUUUAAAAGAAUAUGAAAACAAAAGUUUUGAGGAACUGCGCCAUGAAGAUUAUCGAAAAGGAAAAGCUGGAUCUGCAUUAGCAUCAAAACCGUGGAGUGCAGACUUUCCUUUACAUCUACCUUCACCUGUGACAGCAAUUCGAGGAUGGAAUCAGAAAAAAACUGUAUUGAGGAGCAAAGGAUCUUGCAGAACAAAAAGCAGAAAAAAGAAAAAAACAAGGACUAAAGGUGCUUUCCGUCUUGACACUGCUGCUGCCAGUACAGAGAAUGCAAAGAGAAGUCCUGCAUUACUGUUCACUGGACUAUUUUCAACAACAUCACCAAGCUCUGUUCUGAGCAGGAUCCCUGCAUUGACUCCUGAAUUGUCUUCAGCUGCAGCCACAGCAGCAGCAUCUACAGCCACGGUAUCAUCUAGUAGACAACAUUUCCUUCGGGCAUCACGUUUGUUAAACCAUUCUGGUCUGUCAACAGCAGUCACACCAUCUUCACUGAACUGUGUCUUUUCCAGUAACAGUUUGUUUGGGUUGAGCACAGGCUCACCAUCUGUAGCAGCUGGAUUGUUUGGCACUAAAACGACAGUGGCAUCAAGUAACAGCAAAGUAACAUUUCCAAAUACAGAAUCAAGCCUUGGAUGUCUGAGUAAAACUUUCUCACCUGGCUUCUUUGCUGUCCCAUCACAUGGAUGUACAAGAGGUUCAGAGUCAUCUGCAGUUGAUACAGAUACUUUUUUAAGAUCAGCAGUUACAACGACAUUGUCUUUCAAACCCUUCAGUUCUUUCACCACACCAGCAACAACUACAUUGUCUUUCAAACCCUUCAGUUCUUUCACCACACCAGCAACAACUACAUUGUCUUUCAAACCCUUCAGUUCCUUCACCACACCAGCAACAACUACAUUGUCUUUCAAACUCUUCACUUCUUUCACCACACCAGCGAGUACAACGGCCUUACCCUCAACUCUAUCUACAAGCACUGGAAGAAUGAAUAGUGCCACGGCUUGGAAGUCUACAACACCAAGCUUUUUAGCAGACUUUGGAUCAUUAAAGAGUAAAAUGGACACAAAGGAAAUAUCUAUCACAACCACUACUGCAGAAAAAGAAAAAAAUCCAGUGACUGCAUCUACAGUUUCAUCACAAGCGGCUUUGACUACAUUGUCGUUAAAUUUUCGUACUGCAUUCAAUGGAAGGAUGAAUAAUAAUAAAAUUUUGGAGUCCUCCACAUCAAGCUUUUCUGCAGUCUCAUCAAAAAAUCACAAAAGUGAAAAGAAAAACAGUGAAACAUACAAAGCAAACUUACCCACUGUCAGCUCAUUCGGUUUUGGUACUACAGAUACAUCUACAAAUGCAGUGACUACCACUGUAACAACAAGCAAUGGAACAGUGAGUAUUGCUCACGUUUUGGACUUGGAGUCAUCUUCUCUAAGCCGGUUUGUUGCACCCUCACAAGGCAUGUCUGCAAGUGAGAUAAAAACCAAUGAAACGGUUGUAUGGUCUGAGGCGACAAACACAAAUUCAGACUCUGUCACUUCUGGUGGUGAUAACAAAAACAAGAGUGUGGGUUUGGAAUCAUCAACUGCUUAUCUUGCUGUCUUUGGUAAUGAUGUCACAUACCAGAGUUUUGGCUCUCCAGCUACUUCGAUGCUAGGUACUCCUGAAUCUUCUAGAUCUGAUUCUCCACUCGAUGAUUCAACAUUUUCCAGUGGUACUUCGGGAAGCCUCCUUACAUCUGAACCAUCAGCUAUCUCUGUUACAUAUGUAACAGUAUCAGAUAGCAGACCCAUUACCUUUGUACCUUCGGUUGAGGAUCUACAUAUAAGUAAUGGUCCAGUCACACUAUUUGAUUCCACUUCUUCAGACUCUGAUGGAUUAGAUUCGAGUUAAACGUUUUACUGAAUUAAAAAGGCAGUGUGAGUUUUGAAUGAUACUGACUCUAAAAGAAAUGGACGCCUACCAAGUACCAACAAUAAUGUGCAUCUCAUCUAGUUAAUAUUAUAUUAAUAACACAGACUUUAAAAAAAAAACCAAGUCUUGGAUUCAAUAUUAAUGGACAAGAAAAGGACGUGGUGAUAAAAUGUAAAAAUAUUUGUAUGUUUACAUGACUUUUGCUUAAUUUUUUUGUUUAUUAGGACUUUUAUGAAUUUGUGAUAGGUACCUUAGCUAGCAAAAUUUUAAUGGACAAGAAAAGGACUUGGUGAAAGAAUGUAAAAAUGUUUGUAUUUUUACAUGACUGGUUUUUUUUGGACAAUUUUUGUUUAUUUACAGUUAUAUGACCUUGUCUCAAUAAUUGUGAAUAAAAAAUAUUAUUAGUAGUAAACCUUAAGGUAGGGAUGACUUUUACUUGUAGAAUGCAGAAAAUUAUGUUUCAGGACAUCUAGUUUUUCAAAAUUUUAUGGGGGAGCAUACCCACAAACCCCCAAGAAACGUUUUUUUGUGCCCUCAAUCUGUCAAACGAUCUUUAUAAUAUAACAUGCAAAAAAAGAAAGAGACAUUUGUUAUGACUUGUCAUUUAAGUUCUAAUUUAUCUUUAUUAUUGUUAUGAUUAUUAUUAUAUUAUUCAUGUUAUUAUAAUAUGUAUUACAGUAAAACCCCUCAAAAUUGGACCUCAUUAAGCCAGAAUACCCCUUAAAACCAGACUGUUUACUUGAUCUCAUAGGUGUCUGAUUUAAAAAGGUUUCACAGUAUAUGUGAUAACGAUAUUGCUAUUUAAAAUACCUUUUAUAUAUUAAACCACAACAGUAUUUUA